GUUAGUGCGCAGUGUGAUAUUAUAAGGGAAUGCUCCGUACUUUCGUUUUUCCCGCCUUUUCCUCACAUAUCUGUGUUGAUCACGCGAAUUCACCCGUACGCUACCCAUUUCCUAAAUUUCAAAAAGCACCCAAAAUCCUCUGCGAUUGUGGAGCGUCAACUCGAGCUUAUUUUCUCACAAGUCAGAAACGAAAGGAGGCGCGCAUGGUAAAUCUCGUUUCUAUUUAGUGUUCAUUUUGGAUCAGCUGAAUUUGCGACUAUGGAGGUCAACAGGAAGCCAAAUUCACGAGAUGACCCUAUGAGUGACGCUUGGAGUUUUGGCAGCAAUUAUCACCCAUCCAGUCAAUCUAGAAAAAUAUCAGUUGGAAUUGUGAUAGAUUCAGUUGCAAAAUGCAGAACACAAAAAGCAAAGCAAGCUGAAAAUCACGCGCACGUGGCUGCACUUAAAACUUCUAACAAAGGGACAUCUGCUGAAAAUGGUGGGACAACAAUGGCUCGAAACAAGCGGAAUUUUACGAAUGACAGAAAGAAGAAGGAAAUAGGGAGCACUUCUGCUAUCAGAGAGCCCACGGAGCAGCAGACAUCUCCUUGGAUAUCAACUAAAACCCUCCACCAUGAACCAAAUUUAGAGCCUGUUACUCCAGCAGAGAAACCUUCAAUUGUUCAGGGCGUAGUUGAGAUGUCCAACAGAUCAAACAGAGUGGAGGUAGGACCAGUAGAGUGUUCUUUAAGGGCUUUCUUAAUCCAGACAAGGACUUUACAGUUUGACAAAUCAAAGCAGGUGAAGGAGAAUGCUGCAGUGGAAGAAAUGCCUGAGAAAGAAGUCAAAGGAAAAAACGACAAACCAGAAAAUGCAGGCAGUGAAACUUUAAGGUUGAAGCUUUGGGAGAUCUUAGGAAAUGUUUCUUCCCAAAACAAGCAGUGUCCAAAUUCUCCAGUUCUCGAGCAGGAUGCAAACGCCUCGCACCCAGAGCACAAAGACACAGGAUAUCAUGUCGAUGAGCCUAGGGAAAAUUCAGAUACUAUAGAAAGUGAUACUCAAAGUCAUGAGUACGCUAUUAGGAGAGCGGUUACUCGUUCUUUAGCUCGAAAAAGAGCUCCUGCUAAGUUGAAAUCAUACAGUAGAAAAAGGCCACCGGCAUGUAAGGAGGAUGGCUUAGAGAAAAAUCCCUUCCUUUCAAAAGAUCGGUGGUCUAGAACAUUAUGUGAUGCUGGCACUGAUAGUUCGUUGAUGGAAAAUGGAAGGAGAGGCAAGAGGAAGAGUCACCAGAUGGAUGCAUCCAAGAUUUGCGAGCAGAACAACGUAAUGAAAGAUGAAGAUGCAAGCAAUAGUCAUAAAAGAGUACCACUUGCUGAGAAAUUUGUAUUUCCUGGUGUUGCAGCUGGUAAUGGUACUACUUUGUUUGAGGAGGAAAAAGACGAGAUGGACCAGCCAAAUGCUGAUAACCUAGAAUCCCCUGUUGUAGAGAUGACUGAGCAGCUUAGAAAUCUGCAAGAACAUGUAGAUCAGCAUGGAAACUCAGCAGAUAAAUCCAAGAGGAAAGCAUUGGACUCGGACUCUGACGAACAAAUCCCAACUUUGGCAAUGAAAGCACCUAGCAGAAAAUCGUUUCCUGGAUUUGCACCAAGAAGCAAUCAGGGGAAACCACAUGGUGAUGUUCAUGAACAUAUAACAUCUAAAACUGAGGGAAUUUCUAAUGUCAAGAGCUCUGAUUCUGGCAGAAGAUCUUUUCCUGGAUUUGCACCAAGAAGCAAUCUGGGGCAACCACAUGGUGAUGUUCAUGAACAUAUAACAUCUAAAACUGAGGGAGUUUCUAAUGUCAAGAGCUCUGAUUCUGGCAGAAAAUCUUUUCCUGGAUUUGCACUAAGAAGCAAUCUGGGGCAACCACCUGGUGAUGUUCAUGAACAUAUAACAUUUAAAACUGAGGGAAUUUAUAAUGUCAAGAGAUUUGGUCCUGGCAGAAAAUCUUUUCCUGAAUUUGCACCAAGAAGUAAUCUGGGGCAACCACAUGGUGAUGUUCAUGAACAUAUAACAUCUAAAACUGAGGGCAUUUGUAAGGUCAAGAGCUUUGAUGGACUUAAACGAGAAUACAAGUCCAAUGCACUGGAUGAGUCAUCUGAUGAUGCAGGGAAAUUGGGAAGUUCUCCUUUUUCCGAAUCAAGGCCUAUCAAGGAAGAAGAUACACAGUUUAGGUUUUCUAGACCGUCAUCCAUGGAAAGUGAUGCCGAGGGCUCUGAAGACAGUUCAAACAUUCAAGGCGGUAUACAGACACAACUGUCUCCUGAAAACGGUAAUACCAAGGAACAAGAGGCUCCUCGACUGAACAAAAGACUCUUCGACAAAGAUGAUGCUAAUCUUUCUGGAGUUAAUCUUGCUGCAGCCUCUUCUAAAGGAAUUGAUUGUAGGAAGCUUGAGAGGUAUUUAGCACAGAAUGAAGAGGAUGCGCUAACUAGUGCCAUGACCUUAUUUGCUAUCUCGUUGGAGAAAGUUAGAAGCAAAAUUAAGUCUGUUACUAACCAACGAUCUGCUGAGAUUCUGGAGUCUGUUGCGGAGAAUAUACAUACGCAGUUACAGAAUGCUGAGUUUCAGAUUAAAGCAGACAUGGGAAAGAUAACCAGUCUGAAUAAAUCAAAGAGAAAGCAUGUAGAAGAAGUGCUUCAAGCGAAACAGCAGCAUCUGAAUGCCAUAUACGAAAGAUUCAAAGAAGAGGUCAAUCAGCAUCUCCAGGAUUGCAAGAGCACACUUGAAUCUCUAGAAGCACAUGAAGUUGAAGUGAAAGCAACUGUGGAAAAAAGAAAAGCAUCAAGUAGGAAACUACUUUUGGAAGCGGAAGAAGCAAUUGAGACUCAGCUUGAUUAUGCUGAAAGAAGGAUUAAUUCGAUCCACCAUGUGGCAAGAGAGAAGAUGUGUCAGCUGAAACUUGUGGUUGCUGAAUGUUUAAAAGAGGGUGUCCUUGGUUGACAUAGGGUAUUGUUCAACAAUCUCGAGGUUUCAGAAGACCACCGUUCUAGGCAUAUCUGCCUCUAAUGCGUGGUAAAUAAUAGCUAUUACAUUAUUUCCCAAGGAGUAGACUUUUUUACUUUCUUUUUAGGUCUUAUGGCGUCUAUUUUUCCUAUAGUUCACUAGUACUUGGGUAGAUGCUCUUAUCAACAUUUUCUUUAAGAAACGCACUUUCUCGGAA
Nicotiana attenuata is the source of this 3181-nucleotide messenger RNA. RefSeq lists its product as uncharacterized. NCBI's taxonomy places the organism in Eukaryota, Viridiplantae, Streptophyta, Magnoliopsida, Solanales, Solanaceae. Bases 259 to 2961 code for a protein of 900 amino acids. The record is from RefSeq and is a predicted model, not a curated record. Gene Ontology annotation, biological process: meiotic cell cycle. The transcript is spliced from 11 exons.